UAAAAGGGGCGUGGCCUGCGCUGAAGACGCCCGCUGAUUGGCUGAUCGCGGCGAGGAGGAGGGGGCGUGGCCUCCUGAGGUGAUUGACGGGAGGAGUAAUGGCGGCGCUGCGGGUGCUCGUGGGGGUGAAGAGGGUCAUCGACUACGCCGUCAGGGUUCGGGUGACGCCCGAUGGGGGUUCGGUGCAGACUCAGGGGGUGAAGCAUUCGCUGAACCCCUUUUGUGAGAUCGCUUUGGAAGAAGCCGUGAGGCUGCGGGAACGCGGAGCGGCCGCCGAGGUCAUCGCCGUCAGCGUAGGAACUAAAGCCUCUCAGGAGUGCCUGCGCUCAGCGCUGGCGGUGGGGGCGGAUCGGGCGCUGCUCCUGGAGGCGCCGCCGGAGGCGUCGUUGGGGCCGCGGGAAGUGGCGAUGGCGCUGACGGAGCUCUCGCGGAGAUUAAAGCCGAACCUCGUCCUGCUCGGAAAGCAGGCCAUCGACGACGACUGUAACCAAACCGGGCAGCUCCUCGCCGCCAUGUUGGAUUGGCCGCAGGGGACCUUCGCCUCUCGGUUGGAGGUGGAGGGCGAAGCGGCGAAGGUGGAGCGGGAGGUGGACGGAGGUCUGGAGACGCUGCGGCUGCGGCUGCCGGCGGUGCUGACGGCCGAUCUGCGCCUCAACGAACCCCGUUACGCCACCUUACCCAACAUCAUGAAAGCCAAAAAGAAGCCCCUGGAGGUGAUUCCGCUGUCGGAUUUUGGGGUCCCCGCGGGGUCCCCCCGUUUGCGGGUGUUGCGUUUGGAAGAGCCGCCGGCGCGAACGGCCGGAGAAAAGGUGGAAGACGCCGCGACGCUGAUCCAAAAGCUCCGGAAUUGUGGGAGGAUUUAGGGGGGGGGAUCCCCCAAAAAUGGUUUUUGGGGGGGGGUACCCCAAUAUUCAUCCCUUAUAGAGCUCUAUAAUCGCCCCCCAAUAGACCCCAAUGAGUGCCCGGAAUGGAUUUAGGGGUUCGGAGGAGGGAUCCCCAUCCCCAUAUGCCAUUGUAUGCGAUCCUUAUGGAUUUGGGGGGGACCCCCAUGGAUUUGGGGGGGACCCCUGGAGGGGGGUACCCCAAUAUCCACCCCCCCAUAGCGCCCCAUAACCCCCCAUAGACUCCUAUGGACCCA
Cuculus canorus (common cuckoo) is the source of this 1138-nucleotide messenger RNA. It is a transcript of the gene ETFB, whose product is annotated as electron transfer flavoprotein subunit beta. Gene Ontology annotation, cellular component: cytosol. The coding region runs from base 99 to 863 and encodes 254 amino acids. The record is from RefSeq and is a predicted model, not a curated record. Gene Ontology annotation, molecular function: electron transfer activity. The transcript has 6 exons. Lineage: Eukaryota; Metazoa; Chordata; Aves; Cuculiformes; Cuculidae.